CUGAGGCAGCAUCAGCAUCCGCGCGGAGAAGAUGUCUCACGUGAAGAAAAGAAAAUUAGACAAAUCCCGCCAGGACAGACUUUACUUUGACAGCUACGCCGAUGUCACCAUCCACGAGGAAAUGAUAGCGGACCACGUGCGGACCAGCACGUACCGGACCGCGAUCCUGAGGAACAGUGAGUCCAUUCGGGGCAAAGUCGUGCUGGACGUCGGUGCAGGAACCGGCGUCCUGAGCGUCUUCUGCGCACAGGCCGGAGCCAAGAGGGUGUUCGCCGUGGAGGCCUGCUCCAUCGCCGAGCAGGCCGCGAGGAUAGUCCGCCACAACAACCUGCAGGACCGCAUAGAGGUGAUCCGGGGCACGGUGGAGACGGUGGACCUGCCGGAGCCGGUGGAGGUGAUAGUGAGCGAGUGGAUGGGGUACGCGCUCCUGCACGAGUCCAUGCUUAACUCGGUCCUGUACGCGCGCGACAGGUGGCUGAAGCCGGGCGGCCUCAUCCUGCCGAGCAGGGCCGAGCUCUACAUCGCACCGGUCAGCGACCCGGCGGUGGAGGACCGCCUGCACUUCUGGUACACCGUCAAAGACCAGUACGGCGUGGACAUGUCCUGCAUGUCCGACUUCGCCCGGAGAUGUAUCAUGAACUCCGACAUCACGGUGAACUCGGUGUCGGUCGAGGACGUGCUGUCGCACCCGGCCCGCUUCGCCGAGCUCGACCUGUACUCGGUGACCGCGGAGGACCUGCGGUCGGUGAAGGGCCAGUUCCGGUGCGAGUCGUUCGGCUCGGCGGCGGUGAACGCUUUCUGUGUUUACUUCACGGUCACUUUCCCCUGCCCGGACAAGCCGCAGGCGCUCGUGCUCUCCACGUCGCCGUUCAAACCGGAGACGCACUGGAAGCAGGCGGUGCUGUACCUGGACGCGCCGGUGGAUGUGGUGCAGGACACGGUGGUUACCGGGGAGGUCAGCAUGUACCCCUCGGAGGAAAGCGCCAGACACAUAUGCAUCCACGUGGACUACACCAUAGGAGAGCACAAGAGACAGUCCAAGACUUUCUCCAUCCCGGACUGGACCUCUGAGGCUCAGCCGUGACCGGACCCCACACCCGUUAACGGCCGGACACUCGAACUCAGACACGUGCAGUUUAAUCCUUCCUGAACCGGCUGAGUCCCGGUUCACAGGGAGCUGCAGCCGUGGCCGGUGUGUUAUUACUGUCAGAUCAGGUUAGGUUCAGAGAGGAAGACGGCUCACACACACACAUACACACACACAGACACACACACACACACACACACAGACACACACACAACACACACACAACACACACACACACAGACACACACAGACACACAGACACACACACACACAUACACGCACACACAGACACACACACACACAGGAAAGGCCUCAGCUGCAAACUACACACACACAGUAACAUGUCGGCCUGCGUGUGUGUUCUCAGCUUGGACUUCAGCGUGUUGUGUUUCAGGUUGUUAAUAAAACAGUGUGAAUCCUGAGCACCUUGUAAACGUUGUGUUAACCUCACUCAGAUGAGUGUGUGUUUGUGUUCCGUGUCAGGACCUCUCUGUGUUCCCGUCACUGUGGGAUCAGGGUAACGUUCCUGAGCGUGGGAACCGGUGGAACGGCUCGAGCGAGGCAGGUUUCAUCCGAGGUUUGACAAAGCUGCUGAAUAAAUUCAGCGCCACGCCACAGACAUCUGAUAUUCUAAUGAAUUCAAUUAUGCAUAUUGUGUGGAUUCUGAUCAAAAUGCUGCAUUCAGAUGAGGAUUAGACGAUAUAUUGACUUGGACCUGCUGUAGUCAGGCUUUGACUCUGGCUGCUGUUGAGCUUCUUUUUAAUGAAGGGCCAAAUUGGCUCCGUGUGUUGGUUUAAAAGCAGAACACGCCGUCGUCUGUUGACAGAAACCACAGACUCCAUGAAAACGUAGCGUCCUCCGUCAGCGUUCUGCAGCGUGGCACAGGUCACACUGUUCACAGCUGCUUCCUGCUCAGCUGCGUGGACGCUGCCCGGCUUCCAGCUGAACAGUCGUGGUGUAGUUUGUAGAUUUUUAAUAGUUUAAUAAUGAAUAACUGAUGUGUGUGUUGUGAAAAUGGCGCCUGCUCCCUGAUCAUGGGUGAUCCACAGAGAGCUGAUGUUACGGGGCAGAGGUCAGUGAGAGUUCAAAGGUCGUGAACCUGUAAACACUGGGACCUGAGCCGCUGAAGGAAUCAGUGUUUCCACGUUCGUGCAGUGAUU
Molecule: messenger RNA, 2247 nt
Organism: Toxotes jaculatrix (banded archerfish)
Lineage: Eukaryota; Metazoa; Chordata; Actinopteri; Toxotidae
Gene: prmt6
Product: protein arginine methyltransferase 6
Exons: 1
Coding region: 32-1084 (350 amino acids)
Biological process (GO): peptidyl-arginine methylation
Molecular function (GO): protein-arginine N-methyltransferase activity
Source: RefSeq, a predicted model, not a curated record